AUGGUGCUCCGGCCUGAUGACGCAGGGGAUAUCCAGCCUCCGUCCCGUCAUGACACUCCAAGGCAGAGAAUGAGAUCCGGCACUAGCUCGCCGAAAAAGGAGAGAUCGAGGUCGUCGGCCAAAGAUGUCUCGGAGCUCACUGACUAUCAACUGGGCGAUUGCCUUGGAAAGGGGGCCUUUGGCUCCGUGUACAGGGCGUUGAAUUGGGGGACUGGAGAAACCGUUGCCGUCAAGCAGAUUCGACUGGUAGACCUCCCGAAGAGUGAACUGAGGGUUAUUAUGCAAGAGAUAGAUUUACUGAAGAACCUCGAUCAUCCGAAUAUCGUCAAGUACCACGGAUACUGUGAAAAUGGAUCCCUACAUACAAUAUCAAAGAAUUUCGGACGAUUCCCCGAAAACCUCGUCGCUCUCUAUAUGUCACAAGUUUUAUCAGGACUCCUCUACCUUCACGAACAAGGUGUUAUCCACCGCGAUAUUAAAGGCGCGAACAUCCUUACCACAAAACAAGGCUUGGUCAAGCUCGCCGACUUUGGUGUUGCCAGCCGUACUACGGGUUUACAUGAAUCGAGUGUCGUCGGAACCCCAUAUUGGAUGGCACCUGAGGUGAUAGAACUCUCGGGUGCUACUACUGCCUCGGAUAUCUGGAGCCUUGGAUCUACUGUCAUUGAGUUGUUAGAAGGAAAACCGCCAUAUUACAAGUUCCAGCCCAUGCAAGCCCUGUUUCGUAUUGUUAAUGAUGACCACCCUCCAUUGCCACAAGGGGCAUCACCGGCUGUGAAAGACUUCCUUAUGCAGUGCUUCCAGAAAGAUCCAAAUCUUCGCGUAACGGCCCGCAAACUUCUGAGACACCCUUGGAUUAUGAAUGCUAAACGUUCCGAUUCUAUUGUUCCAACAAAAUAUACUGAAUACGAGGAGGCUGUCAAAAGUGUUCAAGAAUGGAAUGAAGCUCUCCGAUCCCCAAACCCGAAUACUCUCCGACGGCCCAUUCGAUCUGGAUAUGCUAGCCCUGGACAACCCCAAAGAAAUAGCUCGCAUUCACGCCAGUCUUCUUCUCGCGAUUCCCUUCCAGCUAUAAAUACAACUGUUGCAGAUAAGACCUGGUCUCCAGAGAACAAUAAUGACAACUGGGACGACGAUUUUGCAUCAGCCGUUUCACCAAGUGCGCUCCAGUGCCCACGUUUAAAACCGCAAGACAAUUUCGGUGGCAUGCUGUCUUCGGAGAAGCUAAAGGCUUUUGCUUCCCUUGAAAAUAUUGCUGAUUUUAGGGCCGAUAGGCUUACCGAAAGCGACUCAUCAGGCAAAGAGAGAAAUGCCUUAUCUGAUUCUGACCCACUACAGACAAUUCGUCCAUAUGCACGAAAGAAAGCUAAUGAACCGCAAAGCGCGCCGAAACUUCCAAGGCGGACACGGCACCGACAUGUCCCCACACCGUCAUUCAAAAAGAACGCAAUAAUUACUCCCAUAUCUCGAGGGUCUCCCAAACCUGCCGGCCAGCCUCGAUCGGCUGCUUUUUAUAGAGAAAACUCCGAUGAGGAUUAUUCGGAUCUUAUCGCUGCGAAUGAAGAAGUGCUAGAGAGGAAGCUCGCUGUUGUUCCGGGAAACAUUUCAGAUGACGCAACUACUCCAGCCCACGAAGUCAAUGACUCUUCUGACUUGAGCACCACAACGGCUCACUCGCCUGAGAAAAGCGUAUUUCAGUUUCCGGCGAGGAGAAGAAAAGCGCCACUCACACGCGCCCGAACAUCAAUCGGUAUUGAAAUAUAUGCUGAAGACGAAACUGAUGAGGAUUUCUCAGACAUACUUGGAAACGAUGAGGAUACGCUCGUGAGGCUUGAUAGCGACGGCGCAUCGGACUGUGGUAGCAGUUUAAUGCUAAAUUCCAAACUAUCCAGCAGCUCAUGGUUGGGUGAUGUGGACGAUGAAGAUGACCCCUUUGCACAGCUUGAAGAGGGGUUGGACGAAAUGGAUCUUGAAGCUAAUAUUGCUAGAGAUAAAUAUGCACGACUUCGGAAUCAAGUUGAGGGUCUGGUCAGUUCGCUGAAGACCUCACAAGAUGACGAGGUAUUGGCGGACAUUUCGGAACAAUUGGUAAUGGUUUUCUCUGAUUUACCUGAAACAAAAAACGUAAUCAUUGGCGCUCACGGCAUGUUGCCCAUACUGGAAAUACUCGAUACGUGCCGUCGGAGGGACGUUAUAUCUAAUCUCCUCAAAAUUGUCAACUCUAUUAUUUUCAAUGAUUUUGAAGUUCAGGAGAACCUAUGUUUCGUGGGUGGAAUUCCGAUUAUCAAUAAGUUUGCGUCAAAGAAAUACCCACGAGAGAUUCGUCUCGAAGCCGCUGCUUUUGUUCAGCAGAUGUAUCAGACCUCGACGUUGACCCUCCAAAUGUUUGUCAGCGCAGGAGGACUCAAUGUCUUAGUUGAAUUCCUAGAGGACGACUAUGAAGACGAGAGAGAUCUCGUUCUGAUUGGCGUUAACGGCAUCUGGAGUGUAUUCGAACUCCAAGGGUCCACGCCAAAGAAUGAUUUUUGCCGUAUUUUGUCUCGAAAUUCGGUCCUGGAUCCACUCUCUUUAGUUUUGAGCAGGGUUUUGGAUGAGGAAGAGGGUGAAAUGGCUGAACUAUGCGAAGGACGUAUCGCGAAUAUCUUCCAUAUAUUCUCACAGGCCGAAAGUCAUGUAAAAGAGAUGGUAGCCGAGAGAACUGUUCUGCAUCGGGUUCUCAAGGAACUGAAACGGAUGUCCCCUACACCCCAGAUCACGAUGCUGAAGUUCAUCAAGAAUUUGUCAAUGCUGUCGACAACCCUUGAGGCGCUUCAGAAUUCAAACGCUAUCGACGUCCUCACGGACCUACUGCGCUCCACCAUGAAGGGUCCCCAUUUCCGUGAAGUUUCGAACCAAGUUUUAAAUACAAUAUAUAACAUGUGUCGUCUGAGCAAGUCGCGACAGGAGGACGCGGCACUCAAUGGGAUAAUACCGCUUCUGCAGAAGAUUGUCAAAACCGAGCGACCCUUAAAGGAGUUUGCUCUGCCUAUUCUUUGUGAUAUGGCACAUUCUGGCAGAGUCGGCAGGCGGGAACUCUGGCGAAACAAGGGCUUGGCUUUCUAUAUAUCUUUACUCUCGGAUCCGUAUUGGCAGGUCACUGCCCUUGAUGCUAUUUUCAGCUGGCUGCAAGAAGAAACAGCCAAAGUUGAGGAACACUUACUCGAUGACCGUAACGGCGAGCCUCCCUUCACGAUUGCGAUACUUCGCUGCAUCACAAUAUCGAAGGCAAACGCGUUUGAGAACCUUCUUGAACCUCUUCAAAAACUACUGAGACUGAGUCCAGCAGUUGCAGCAACACUCGCCAGGCCGGAUAUGUUUGAACGUAUUGGCCAGAAACUACACCAUCCAAAGCCGGCUGUGCGGGUGAACUUGCUGCGUAUCCUAUCGACCAUCUGCGAUGCUUGCGAAGAAGGAUUUGGUCUUCUCAGUCAAGAUGGGUUGCUGGAUGCCAUUCGAGAGCUCCAAAAGGAUUCUCGUGUCCUUGUGCGGGAACUAGCUUCUCAAUUAGUGAAGUCCAGUGAAGAAAGUGAUCAUAUGAACAGCCAAAAGCGACGGUCAACAAGGACAGGAAGUUCGUCCAUCACACCACCAAGCCUGAUGUCUAGCCAUUCGAUGCCUGCUACACCACAAGUCAGCCGAUCUGGAGGAUCAAAAUUCUACAUAGAUGGAAGAGACAACCUUCAUCCGUCGAAUGGGAUCAAUGGCUCACUGGUUCUAAGACCCGGAAGUCGGGAUGGCAGAACACCGACUCCGAGCGGCAUGCCCAAGCCCCGGCUAGUGCAUCGAUUAUCGCAACAGAUCACACCCAUGACGCAGCAAAAGGAAGAGGGGGGCAGGACACCUACUUCGGCGAGAGCGCCAUCUUUCCUUCAGUCGCGCCGAAGAAGGCCGACAAAUGGCGGCGGGCCGGAGUGGGCAUGA
Ophidiomyces ophidiicola is the source of this 3960-nucleotide messenger RNA. It is a transcript of the gene CDC15, whose product is annotated as Protein kinase of the Mitotic Exit Network. The record is from RefSeq and is a predicted model, not a curated record. Gene Ontology annotation, cellular component: cytoplasm. The transcript is spliced from 12 exons. Gene Ontology annotation, molecular function: protein serine/threonine kinase activity; ATP binding. Lineage: Eukaryota; Fungi; Ascomycota; Eurotiomycetes; Onygenales; Onygenaceae. Gene Ontology annotation, biological process: protein phosphorylation. The coding region runs from base 1 to 3960 and encodes 1319 amino acids.